CAGCACUUGAAAGAUGUGGCAACUUUGCAUUUUUUGUGGUUUGUUUUGAUUUCAUCUUUGUUUUGCAAUCGCUGCAUUUACUUCUUGUGAAAAAAUUGUGAGCAAUAAUAAUUUAUACAAUUUCGUUCCAAAUAAAUAAAAAUGGAUCAAGCAGCCAUAAUUUCAUCAGCUGAGGAGCAGUUGAAACAUUUUGGUACAUUCCUUGACUUGCAUGAUAAGAAAUUGCAACAGCUAACACAAAAAACUACACAAGUGCCAACAGCUAGCGCGCCACCCACACUUAACAAUGUGACCACACCUCUUGUAGAAGUCAAUUAUUCAGCUAAUCAGGAACAACUGCUUUUGCUACGUUUACUCGAAUCUGAUCGUUUGCUAAACAAAACGCUACUUACAUUCGCUCAUCUAUGCGCCGAGGUGGAUGCCUUAGCACGCAGAGCACAGCAAAUGCAAAUCAAAUUUCUUUAUAUUGAUGAAAAUUUAUGUGCGCUCUUAGCAGAUGAGCAUGGCAAUGGUGGUACGGAUGCGACAAGACAAACCAAUGAAAUUUUACUACAAAUGAGUGAAUCCAUGCAAUUCGUUUGUGAUAUACAAUUCCUAUUGCAGCGUUGCAUUGUGUUGGGCAACAAUUUGCUGCACCAAUGUGGUGCCUACUGUGCUUUGGAAGAUAACAAAAAUUUGGAGUUUCGCUUUGCGGAUGUUUUUGAUUGCCUUGCAGAUUUGCUAUUGCAAAUUCUGAUUUUCAAUGAAAUUUUGGCCUGCUCCAAUUUCUGCCGUUUCUGGCAGACUUACAAGAAAACCGUCGAUGCAUUAGCACAAAAUGGACAGCACGCGGAAUUCUGCACAACCAGCGAACUAAUUGGUUUAAGAAAUUGCUUGGAGGAGUUCGAUUUUCUCUUCUCGGGCACGAUAUUUCAAAGUUUCCUCGAUAGCACAUUUGCGCUAAAGGAUAAAAUUGGACCAAAGGGUAUUGGCCAGCUCACAAACCAAUGCAAUGAGUACAUGAAACAGUGUUUGAACGCCAUAAAUAAGUGCGAUGUGAAUGAGUUCAGUGAACACAAACUACUGGUGCGUUUGAAUGCAUUUUGUGUAGUUUUCCAUGAUUUCUGCGGGCAAGUCGAGACCAAACAUGUAAAACAACUGUUAGAGCUCAAUCAAAAGCAUCAAGGUAUUAUACUAAUAGGCAAUGUGGCAUGGCAGCCUACACCCUUUCUGCGACGGCAUGCCACCUCAUUGGUGAAACCACAUGAACGGCUUUUGGGCGAUGCCAAACGUUUGCACCAACAUUAUUUGCAAACACGCGUGCAAACGCUACCGCGUGAUUGCCGCCAAUACUGUGCCCAAGUGUUACUUUGGACGCUAAACGUGCGCAAAGCAUUGAGUAUCGGGCCAUUCGAACUCACUGUGCAACAAUUUAAAGAACUUUCAGCUUUACUCUUGCUUGGCCUGCGCUUUGCAGCACAAAUAAGUUGCUUGAUCAAAGGUUUGGUUAAUGCACACGUCACUUUACAGUCACCAAUGACGAAAACAACACUGCAAAGCAUUUGCAAACUGAUUGAAUUGCUGAAAUAUAUACAACAAGUAUUCGUGGACUACAUGGAUAUCAUUGCCAAAGUGAUGCAAUGUGUGCUGCAAUACUUGCAGUAUAAAGUAUUGCAUCUGCUGAAUCUGUGUAAGAAACGCAUUACGGUUGCCAAAAUGCAUGAUCGUAAUGUCGACGCUUUAGCGGCGCUACGCAUUGCGGAGAAGUGCAUGACGGGCCCACCAACGAAAACGCGCACCCUACUCACCAAACUGGCGGUGAAUGCCACAAAUCUCAACAAUCGUACAUUACCGCCAGAUCAGUGGGAGCGCUUUCAAUUGCUUAUGUCACGCAUAACAAUACUAGCUGGUUUUCAGUCUAACAUGCAUGAACUGUGCGACACAACAUUCAUCUAUUGGCAUCAAUCAGUGCUGUCGGCGUAUUUGAAGCAGGUCGUCGAGCGAAAAUUAGACUUUAAUUCGUUUCAGCAUAUUUUACAUGCUUUCAACGAUUGUGGCAAGACUUUCGAGAAUUUGAACUUAAAGGAGCUUAAACUAUCAAAGUGUUUAGCGCGUGCCACUUAUGAUAAUUUACGCAGCGAAAUUGUGAGCAAACUGUGUGCACAAAUCGAAACGUUUUUGCGUUUGGAAGUACAUUCCAAUUUGCAGUUGGAGAAAAUGUGCCCAUUUGAGCAUGGUAUUGAUGAUUAUCGCGACUUGAUUAAUGCCUGUCCGAUAGAAUUGAAUGGUAGUUAUGUGAUUUUAAAAGAUCAUGUCGAGAAUUAUUUAAGCGCCAUGUUUUACAAUCUAACCACUAUAUCGCUGCAUGACUGGAAGACCUACGAGGAGAUGCGUCAUUUGGCCAACACGCGCUUAAUGUUGAAGCCUGUAGAGGAUUAUUUGCCCAAUCAGACUUUGGAACAGGGCAUCGACAUUUUAGAGAUAAUGCGUAAAAUCCAUAUAUUCGUCUCGAAAUAUGUUUACAACAUGAAUACGCAAAUAUUCGUUGAACAACGUAGCGCCAAUAAGCAUUUAGAUUCGAUUGGCAUACGGCACGUAGCCAAUUCGUUACGCACACACGGCACGGGUGUCAUAAAUACCACCGUUAAUUUUACAUAUCAAUUUUUGCGUCAAAAAUUCUAUACUUUCUCACAAUUCCUCUACGAUGAACAAAUCAAGUCGCGGCUGAUGAAAGAGCUACGCGCUUACGCGGAACGGAAACAAGCAAAAAGUUAUCCUGUUUACGCUUACGAACGCGCGGACGCUUUCAAUAAGGAUAUACGCAAACUGGGACUCGCCAAUGAUGAUCAGACAUAUAUGGAUCUUUUCCGUAAAGUGAUAACGCAUGUUGGCAACGCUAUGGGUUACAUACGCUUGGUACGCUCUGGUAGCAUACAUGCCAACUACAGCGCCAGCCUCUAUUUACCCAAAUUUGAUGAGAAUUUGCAAUUUGCCAAUGCUUGUCGUGAGCAAGAACUAGAUGAGGUCACCAUAAAGGCGGCUGAGAAUUUCGAAGUGAAUAUUAGUAAUUUGGUGAAGAGCUUCUCGGAUAGAACCGAUUACUUUAAAUUACUCGUUGAGGCAUUCCAACCAUUCUUUCGCAAUCCACACAAUCUGCAUUUGAAAAACUUCUUUCUCAUUGUGCCGGCACUCACGCUCAAUUAUAUCGAGCAUAUGUUGCGCGUUAAAGAGAAGAUCAAUAAAAAGGAUCGUCAGGAGGCAGUGCUGUUCGACGAUGGUUUCGCUGUUGGCUUAGCAUACAUAUUGAAGCUACUGAAUCAAAUGGAUGAUUUUCAGGGUUUGCAUUGGUUUGCAACGGUGCGUGAACGCUUCAAUGCGGAACGUCUGAAAAUACAGCAAAUGUUGCAGGAUAUAAAAAAGUCGGCUGGCACAAAAGGCAACUCCAAAGCGGCGCAGGCAAUGCAAAAUGACGAAACGGAGAAGCUGCAACAAACGCUGGCGUUGACGGAACGCCGCAUAAAUGCACAUCAAAUGGAGUACAAUUUGCUCUAUUGCAAUUUGUGCAGUGCGAAGAUAUUUUUCCAAUAACUAAAGUGAUACGAGUAUUCAUAAUAUAUUGUAAGUGAUUUUUUUAUUUUAUUUUAAUGCAUACACAUAAUAUAUUUUUACAUUAUAUAUAUAUAUAUAGUUGUUACCAUAAAAAAUUAUAGCAUAAUCAUAAUACACAUUUUUAUGAAUAAAAAUAAUAAAAGAAUU
This is a messenger RNA of Zeugodacus cucurbitae (melon fly), 3735 nucleotides long. It is a transcript of the gene SWIP, whose product is annotated as WASH complex subunit 4. Gene Ontology annotation, cellular component: endosome; WASH complex. The coding region runs from base 142 to 3567 and encodes 1141 amino acids. Gene Ontology annotation, biological process: endosomal transport; endosome organization. Lineage: Eukaryota; Metazoa; Arthropoda; Insecta; Diptera; Tephritidae. The transcript is spliced from 10 exons. The record is from RefSeq and is a predicted model, not a curated record.